AUGGAGUUCAAUCAACCAUCAAUAUCAACUCCAUCUGGACUGAAUUCACAACCAUAUACACCAAUAGAUCAAACUUUGAAAACACCGUUGGAAGCUCCUGGUGAGUACCCAUUCAACCCACCUCCUUUACAUCAUCAAAAUUCAUUCAAUAGCCAAAACACUAUACAACAACACCAACAACCAUAUGGCCACAAUAAUUCAUUUUAUCAGAACCCACAAUAUGCUGAAUCCGACGAUAUAUUGACAGAUAUCGAUGAGCCAGAGAGCAACAACUCCAACAACUCCAACAACUCCAAUAACUCCAACAACGGUGGUGCUAGCUCCAACAACGCGUCCCUCAAAAGACCACAGUACCCGAUGUCAAAUGGUAUGAAGAACACGUCAAUUUCAAAUUUGUCAUUAAAUGAAAUGAAUUUGAUGAAUUACAAUGCCCAACAGCAAGCGCAACAGCAGCCACAACAACAACAACCAAGCAGCGCGUCAAUCAGACUGCGUUCAUCACUGUUGAAUCUUCGUAAACAAUCAUUAACAAGAAACAACUCAAACAACUGGCUUCACGUUGGUAAUAUCCACAGUCUUCGUCCCAGAAAUAGCAAUGCUAGUACUGAUUCGUUGGAUUGUGUACCAAUACAAGCCAACUUGUUCAAUGGUGGACCUGGCUCUAGUGCUAGUAAUACACCACCUCAUUCCGCUGGUAUUCAAUCGCAAUCACAAUCAAACUAUUUCCCACAACAACAGCCAUUAUCAGCUGCUGGAAGUAAUAUACAGUCUCAAACAGCAUACUUCCCACCACCACCACCACUGGCAAGUUCACAAUUGCAGGAUUAUAGAGAUGUUUCAUCUUCAGCUCCAUUCCAACUCCCACUGGCACCCCCACCUUUUUUACAAAGAAGUAGAUCGAGUACAUCGGGAAGUAUGGGUGGACCAUCUGUUCCCUACCAUUUGAAUACUGAAUCAGCAAAUGCCCAAGCUUUGAAUAAUUUGAAUGGACGGUCCAGCUUUAAUGCAGAUGCAAAUGCAGCUGGAUUUGCGUUGGAUUCACCAUUUGAACCACAUCCACACCCACUUUCAGCACAACAACUGCUGCAACAAUGGGGCUCACAACCAUGUGCACAACAAUAUGCACAACAACAGCAGUACUCACAACAACGCACACUGCUGUUACUGCUGCAGCUGCUGCAACUGCUGCUCCAAGAUGAUACAGUUAUGGAUGAAGCACGAUUCAAUAGCAAUUUCAAUACUAAUUACGUCUCACUUGGUGAAAAGAAACGUGAUUCUUUGAAGUUGAAAAGAGGUAUGCAUUGA
Molecule: messenger RNA, 1305 nt
Organism: Lodderomyces parapsilosis
Lineage: Eukaryota; Fungi; Ascomycota; Pichiomycetes; Serinales; Debaryomycetaceae
Exons: 1
Coding region: 1-1305 (434 amino acids)
Source: RefSeq, a predicted model, not a curated record